AGGACGAGCUGGGAGUUUCCGGAAUUAACUACCGGUUUGAAAAGUAUGAUCAGUGACUCGGAUGGCAGAUGCUUUCCCUGGUACGGAGCAAGAAAAGAGUUAACGAGAAUCAAAGGGCCCACAGAUUCACCUAAUAUUUUGAAAAUUUUCAUGAAUGACAAUUUUUCGCCCCAAGUUACCUGGUACAUCCCUGCCCCACACCCUAAAAAUGUGCCGAGAGAUGCUAGGCUGACCAAGGUGCACAGGAAACAGAGCUUCAUCACGUGUCUCGCUUCGUCAUCAUCGCCAUCUAAUAUUAGCAUCCUGAGAGCCAUUGAAUGGUGGAUGGAUGUGGAAAUCAAAGUUGAUCCCGGAAAGGAAGUUGGCCAGCGGGCAUCAGUCAGUGAUAGACCAGCCUUCCCUCAUUGUCCUUCCAUCAUCACAGACUGCCACCACCUGCAAAACAUCCUCUCACCAUCAUCUCUCUCACCGCCGAACGCCAACAAAUCUCAAACUCUUGUCUGGAGGCCUUUUGACAGAACGCCGCCAUCUUUGUUUUCGUCAUCAUCGUCAUCAUCAUCUUCUUCCUCUUCCGUGAUUUCGAAUUCAAAAAUAUCAUCGUCUGUAUCAGCAAGUGCCUCAGCCUGGUCAUCAUUAUCAUCAGCAUCAUCAUUAUCAUCAGCAUCGUCAUUAUCAUCACCAUCAUUACCAUCAUCAUCAUCUCUUCAAAGUUGCGUGAAGUUGAACAUGGUGGUUCCUCAGACAUUGCUAUCAAUCGCCUCGUCAGCUGACAAACAUUCGUCAUCUUCAUCUGCAUCUGCAUCAUCAACUUCAUCAGCCACGGCGAUAACGACCCACUCAAGAUUUUCUUACGUCCCCCCCGCCGCCAUGGUGGUGGUCAAGCCUUGCACCCCCCUGACAAAUGCGAUGAUCGAUAUGAGUUCCUACAUACAACUAUCAUCUUCCUAUGGCAAUGCUCUUCUUAAAGAGUACAAGCUGGAAUGA
Helobdella robusta is the source of this 984-nucleotide messenger RNA. RefSeq lists its product as hypothetical. The record is from RefSeq and is a predicted model, not a curated record. The transcript is spliced from 3 exons. Lineage: Eukaryota; Metazoa; Annelida; Clitellata; Rhynchobdellida; Glossiphoniidae. The annotation marks the transcript as partial.